Mesocestoides corti is the source of this 4305-nucleotide messenger RNA. Lineage: Eukaryota; Metazoa; Platyhelminthes; Cestoda; Cyclophyllidea; Mesocestoididae. The record is from the annotation of a GenBank genome assembly.
AUGGGCUCUACUAUUUUAUAUUUAGAUUUUCCACAAAGUCGAGAAGGCCUUUUUGGGAACCUUUGCGAACCCACAACACCGAAGAGCCUUUUUCCAACGACCAAAUUCUCCACACAAUCAUGCGGUCUUUUUGGCCUUUCCGUUAUUUCAUCUGAGGCCAAAUGCAAUAGUGGUCCUGCCUCCAACGAACCUCAUUUCGAAAUCGAACAAAGAGAUGCCUUAACAACUCCAAGAUUUGCCUCCGAAGAAUCAUCUGCCAGCAUUUUUUCACCACCCACAGGUCUCUUCAAGUCAACCAAUGAUACAGUUUCACAGCCUACCUUGUUCUCCGGAUUGAAAACCCGGAUGUCAGAUCAGGCUGACUCGUUUUCAAUAAGGCCUUUCCAGCACUCUACUACAGCUAAAGAAAUAUCACCUGUUGAACCUGUUUCGGUAAAUUUGUCCUUAACUCCUAAUCAAAUGGGACUUUUCCAACGAUCAGAAAAUUCCUCCCAACAAGCGUCUCCUGGUAGCGAACAGAAACCUUCCCUUGCACCCAGACAGGCUAAACAGCAGACUCCUCAACGGGAAGUGUUGACUGCAGUCAAGUUGAGUCGCAUAUCUCCCAACAUGAACCAGAAAGCUCAUCUAAGCAAGCUGUUUAGUAGAUUCGGGAAAAUUGAGCGCAUAAUUUGUCAGCCGUCUGUAGGCGUUGCAUUGGUCGCGUUUUCUAGCCAUGUAGACGCUCAGAGAGCCAAAUCAGAAGCAGCAGAACUGAUUCCUGGUGUCGUGGCAUCUUUCGGGAAAUGCGUUCGCCGAACGAGUGGGCUAACGUCCUCCAUAUCACCUAAAAGCUCUUCAUCACUUCCAAAUUUUUUCCGUAUCCCUUCCAAAGAAUCUCCUAAUCUUCCUUCUAUGGGUCCCGCAUCAACAGUACUAGAGCGUCUAGCUGUGUUGGAAGCAAGGGAUAGGGCGGAACAUGAUAGGAGACAGACUGUAUCCGGUCGCCCUCGGCUCACCAGUCGAUCCUCGUCCAGACAAUACUUCCGCGAAUUGCGCCAACGGGUCUCUGUGUUUGAGUGCCUGAACAGCGAAAUCUCCUCGUCUCUCUGGCAAAUGGAUCACAAGAAAGCAGUAAAAGACUACAGUCGUUCAGCCGCUGACCAGGCAGAACCUUUGCCACGAGAACUGCGGCCCCCAGAGGUUCUGCAACGGACCAUGAAUUACCUCUUGGCCGCCAUUGCAGAUCGCCCAGAGCUCGACCAGAGCGGUAACCUCUGGAAACCAUGGUAUGAGUUUCUGUGGACACGGACGCGUGCGAUUCGAAAGGACAUCACCCAACAGCGCCUGUGUUCAUCAACCGUUGUUUCAAUUGUUGAGAAAAUCACUCGCUUUCACAUAUUUUGUGCGGCUCGUCUUGUGGAUCAGUCAAUGGACGCAUUCGAUCCUAGAAUCAACUCGGAGAAUCUUACUCAAUGCCUACAAACACUUAAAGAACUCUAUGGGGAUUUGAGAAAGGGAGGAGCAGUAAUGGAUCAAUGCCUUUGCGAGCCAGAAUUCCGUGCCUACAUGAUACUCAUGAAAUUAAACGACUGUUCUGUGCUCGAUGAAGUACAAAAGUUUCCCGAGGCUUUACGUAAGUCACCGGAAGUGCAAUUUGCUAUAGCAAUCCACUCCGCCGUGACAGAGCGCAACUACGUCCGCUUCUUUCGCUUGGUUCGCACCUCCGACUGCCUGACGGCCUGUCUCCUUCACCGCUACUUCAGUCAAGUUCGAUCGCAUGCCCUCUUCGCGCUCUCUGCCGCCUUCUCUAGGCACCCCAAACACGAAGUCGGCGUGAGUCUGCGAUUCUUUACUCUUGUCAUCACAGAGUCACCACUGCAGUUUGCUCGAAAUACGCUCUUUCGUGGUUACAACAGUCGACUCAAUGAGGGUAAUAUCGUUUUUUGUACUCUUUGUCUCAUUUCACUUCGAGACCAAACAGCCGUUCUCAUUUCUGCUCUCUCAUCAAUGCCCUUGCUCAUUAACAUAACGGUCAAGUUUCCAUUGUCCACAUUUGUACAUCAACUUGCCUUCGAAUCACGCACUGAUGCUAAGGCCUUCUGUGAACACUGGAACCUACUAGUGUCUGAUGAUGAUCUCAUUUUUCAACGCCAGUCGCCUCCUCGUGAACCCGAGUUUGCGUGGCACGAAAGAAGGGCGCCGAAGUUGAUUGAAGACAAGCGUGCGGGUCAAACUCUGGCAGAUCUCUUCAAUGGCGGUCCCACUGACUCGUCCUACGCCACACCGGAUCCAGUUCAUUCAUCCUUUGAUUCACAUGGUCGACUUAUGCCCGAAGAAGAAGAAGUCCAGAACGGUCUUUGUUGCUCGAACUACACAUCAACAACGACCGGCUUCACUGCGACGCCUCCAGUUGACCCGAAGCCUUCCAUGCCGCUGUUUGAAAAAAAAGCGGCGGCUGGCACCCAACCAGCUGACAACCCUAGAAAACCCUCUUUCCAAAUUGGCUCUGGGCCCAAUACCCCUUCGGAACAAGUGUUUUCAGAGGAGGCGAGCUUAGAGGCGCUGGGAGAGUUGAUUAAUGAAAUGGUGGACACUGAGACCCGCAGCAUCGCGUCACUGGCUGUGUGUGAAGAGGAAGUCACCGAGGAUGUCGCUGAUGCUCUUCUUGAGGAAAUUGUCAAUUCAAGUGUAACAGAAAUUAUCCGAGAGGCAGCGGAGUCGCACUCAAACUGUCUGUCGUCUAUCAUUGAAGAAGCUGCCGACCUUGUCAUUGCAGACUUUGUGUGUAGUUCAAUUUCCGCAAUUAUUUCGGAUACACUUGACGAGAAAGUUGCUCUGAGUGUCUAUGAGGACAUUCUCGCAGAGGUACUGGAGAGUCUCGUCUUUCGGGUUUUCCAAAAGGCCCACAUUGAGCGUUUCAAUAGGCUACGACUCUUAGCCCGCACUUUUACUGCUUGGAACGAACUUCGUCUCAGUGAAGAGCGACGUGAGAUUCGUGUUCGUAAUCUGAUCCUCUCAAUACCCGCCACCCCCGCUCCUCAACUCCUUAUCGGCUAUGCUCACGAUGAACAGAGCUCGGGUUGCCGAAGAAAUUGGUUGGAGAGCAUCGGUGCCGACAACUGUGGCGACUCGGACAGAGUCAACCAUCCCCUUAAACGAUCCCGUUUUUCUCACGACAAUGACGAGAUUGAUCUCAGACUUGCGUGGCAGCCGCUCGGUCCCAUUUGCAGUUUCCCCGACAACGUUUGCCUCGGUGUGAUUCUCUCCCCCACGGCGCCUCAUUUCUCAAGCUGGCUUCUCUCCAAACUCCCUACCAACAUUACAUUUACUACCCUCUCGUUCAUGGACCAACUUACUGGGCACGAAGCAGGCCUCAUUGUUGUCGUUUCCAACAACGACAUUAUCACGCCCCUGCCCAUUCCGCAACUUCAUCUUUACCCACGGGGUAUUCGUGACCCUGGCGAAACUUUGAGCAGCAUCAAGAGUAUCUCAUUUCCUCCUCUGUCAGACAACAACCGCAACGCCGUCAUGGCCUACCGUUGGAGCGUGCUCCUCCAAGACGGCAUUGAGUGGCUUGCGGAAAAGGUGAGGGAUGAUAAAGCUGAGGCUGCCACCAAAGUGGAGAAUGCGCCGCUGACAGCGGCAUCAUCAUCUUGGUUCUCGAGCAGGCCUAAAAGCCUGAUGGACAUUGUGGUGGCCCAGGUUGAAACCAACUUCCUGAAGCCUUUGCUAUCAUGGAUUGAGCAGUGGAAGGAAAUGGGAAUUACCGAUCCCGACCCUCACUAUAUAUUAGACGCCUACAAUCGAAGCCUGGAUCCCUUACGAGAUUUAGUUCCCAACAGCGUUUUUAUAUCUCCGGUUCCUGAACCCCUCCCUCCUUGUGCCUCCUGGACUGAGGGCCUGAAACACUGGCUUUCGUUUCUCGAUUCGCAGAUUCCUCAGACCUUGGUUCGUUGCUGCAAAUUGUCUUUACAGGGCUGUGAGACGUGGAGACGAGUCAGCGCCCUUUUGAUUCCUUGGGGUUCCCUCUGUGCCUAUCUGAUACGUUCGAAGUUGGAUUUACUAACUGAUGAGUGCCUUGAGUCGACCCCCGCGUCUACCGUCGAAUUGACUGCUGUGGAUGUGUUUAGUGAUUUGGGGCCACAAUUCUCAGUUGCCACGAUUACGCGCAAUUUCGAUUCUCGGCCAAUCACUGUGUCAGUAGCAGGUCGCCGACUCCCACAGAAACCUCGCUCCUCGAGUGCUCUGCUCCAACAAAUUCAAGAGCUAGAUGCAAAAAUCUCAGACGUUUCAAGCAAAGCCCAAUCGAUUUCGCGGCAUUGA